Messenger RNA from Branchiostoma belcheri (Belcher's lancelet), 2171 nucleotides. Its product is annotated as kelch-like protein 13. The transcript has 4 exons. Gene Ontology annotation, molecular function: protein binding. Bases 413 to 2119 code for a protein of 568 amino acids. The record is from RefSeq and is a predicted model, not a curated record. Lineage: Eukaryota; Metazoa; Chordata; Leptocardii; Amphioxiformes; Branchiostomatidae.
CGUUGCAGACGACAGUAUGGCACAGCCAAGAAAUUACUUUCACUGACGUCCUUACAUCCAGUGGUCCCGUCUGGGCGUUAAGAGGCAUUCCACUGGAAAAAAGUCACCAAGACAAAGACGAUCAACAGAUCCGUCAACAUUUGAUAGCUUGCCUUUCUCUUCAAAGCCUGGUGACAUAUUUCCCUGGACUGGUCUGCAUGUGACGUUAUGGAUAUGAUCGGCACGCGGGCUAUUUUGGGCUCGGUGUUUUGGAGGGCGCGGAGUUCAUCAAUGGACAAGGGAAUAAGAAGAAGGGAAACGUGUCGACUAACUGUAGUACCAGAGAACGUGGGAUGAACUGAUCAUGAUGCAGGGAAAAGACGAGCAAGAAAAUCUUCAGGAUAAAAUUUGUUGAAGUGAAAUUCUGACAGCCAUGGCACCCGACGUGCUUGUUUACGUGGAAGACGCGCGCUUUAAGGUACACAAACAAGUCCUGAUGGAAAACAGUGACUACUUUCACUCCAUGUUCACCCACUGUCUCAGAGAGUCUCAAGAAAACUCCGUGACUCUCAGAGGACUGGAGGAAGAAACCUUCGAGACGUUACUGACGUUCAUGUACACUUCCAAGAUGUCGCUAACUGACGAUCACGCGAACUUCACGAAAAUUCUCUUCACCGCGACCUACCUACAAAUCCCCAAAGCUCUACAACUGUGUGAUAAUUACUUACAAAACCUCAUGAACAGCGAGAACUGUGCAGAAAUGGCAGUGGUAGCUGGUGACCAUGGUCUAACCCAGCUAGAGUCCGCAGCUCUUGAACUAGUGAGCAAAAAUUUCUCUCUAGUAACUGAAUCAGUCAGUUUUCUAUACCUCUCUCCUGUGCAAAUGAUCAAACUGAUAGACAGCAGUUAUACAAUCGCGUGCGCAGAGUUGGACAUCUUCGAGGCUUAUGUAAAGUGGUUUAGAUUCAACAUCAAAGAAAGAUACAAGUUUGUUGGCAAGAUUAUGUCAAAAAUAAGAUUCGCUCUCAUCAGCUUGAGACACCUUGAGGAAGAUGUCUUCAAAAUUGCGGAGGAGUUUAGGGAUCUCGAGUUUAUCCGGAUUGUUCUAGAAGCGAGAGAUUGGCACAUAAAGAAGUUUGAACAGAGUGUGUGUGCAGGUAUGAACGUCACCUCCAGAGUGCCGCCGGUUAUGACGCUUAUUUCUGGUUUGGAAGACGCGAAUCAGGACUCUUCCUUGGCGAUGCAGAUGUGCCGGACUCCGUCACCAGGUAAACUACUCUGGGAGCCUGUCAAUACACUGCCCAAGGGGUUUCAGGAGGCAGCAGUGGCUUGUGCCGUGGUUGAAGAUUUCCUGUACGUGCUGGGGUUCCCCACACAUUUCCUGUCCAGCGACUCCCUGGUGAAGGACCACGUCAGUCUGUUCUACAGGUACGACUCCAGACAGCACGACUGGUUACCGCUCAGGAAACCAAGGGUUAAACACGCAGGCAUGACACUGUCAGCCAUCGGUGACAAGCUGUACGCCUGUGGGUCGGCCUGUAACAACAUCAUGGAGUCUUACUUCAUCCGCACAAACAAAUGGUCGGACGCGGCGCGACUUCCCCACCACCUAUUCCUGCAGGCCACCGAGACAUUCGGCGGGAAGCUGUACAUAUCCGGCGGCCUUCACGAAGAAACGGGGCUGAGUCAAGCCAGUUGCGACCUCUUGCGGUUCGACCCAGAAACAGACGAAAUCGUCACGCUAGGACCAAUGCGUUCGCCGCGAUUCGGGCACUGUCUGGUGGCGGUCGGGAGCAAGUUGUACGUGUUCGGCGGCACGACGUUCGACCCCGAGAUCAUAUCGUGGAGGUUCGCGCUGAAUUCUGAGUGUUACGACGUUACGGAGGACGUUUGGACAGAGAUCCCGUCCAUCCCGUCUCCCAGGUCGUUUUUCGGGGCGCUGGCUUGGGGGGAACAGAUCUACGUUGUCGGGGGGACCCGGGACGGGGUAGGGCUGAUGACCGUGCACGUGUACGACGUGAAGAAGAAGAAAUGGGAAGACAGGCCGCAGAUGCAGAGAAGAUUGUUCUAUCCGGGGCUGGUGACGCUGCGACAUCCCUGCAAGAAAAAUAAGAAAUGGUGGGACCUCACUCUAACGUAACGUAGAACUUUGACGUGAAGAACAGUAUGAUACAUUUAGUGACCGAUAUUUA